CUCAUUUUCCAGGCCAUUCCCACAGACACAGACCACGCUUUUGGCUUCUCCGGCCUAUGCCCUAUCGGUGCAAUUUACAACAGUCAGCACAGCCGUAUUCCGUUAGGGCAUGGGCUCGUUCAUUGAAAUAACGUCCGUUCCCACUGGCUUCCUUUCCUUCAUUCAACCAACACCUUCCUGGCCAUGCCACUUACUAGGCCCAGCAGUUCCGGCACGGUCAACGACAGCGACGAGAAUCAUCUGAAGCAGCAUGAGCCUCCCAAAUCGUCCUUUUUUUCUUUCCUUCGCCGCAAGAGAGCAACACCUGAAAAGGAUAUCAUUGACGAGAAAGAUACUGCAAUAGUUCCAAGAGUCUUCGACCAGGAAAUUGUCCCCAUAUCCUUCGUUGAAUUGUUUCGAUAUGCUACUAUUCCCGAGAAGUUGCUCAAUGUCCUUGGUAUCUUCGCAGCCGCAGCUUCAGGUGCAGCCCAGCCUCUAAUGACGCUUCUGUUCGGAAGGCUUGUCCAAGACUUUACGGACUUUGCAACAACGCUCUUUCAGAUCGAAGCAGGCGAUGAAGAUGCAGCAGCUCGUUUUGACUCUGUCGCUGCCUCCUUCCGGGCCGCGGCGAGUGCCAAUGCAAGCUACCUUGCCUAUAUUGGGAUUGGGAUGUUCGCCUGUACUUACGUGUACAUGAUGACUUGGGUGUACACAGCUGAAGUCAUUGCUAAACGCAUACGAGAAUACUAUUUGGAAGCCACCCUACGUCAGGACAUCGCCUAUUUUGAUAAUGUUGGAGCGGGAGAGAUUGCUACACGUAUCCAGACCGACACAGACCUUGCUCAGAAGGGACUCGGCGAGAAGGUUCCGAUCGCUGUCAGUUGCGUCGCCGCAUUUAUCUGUGGUUUCGUUCUCGCGUACGUGCGAAGUUGGAAAUUGGCCCUCGCGAUGACCUCUAUCAUCCCCGUUAUCGCCGCCGCUGGCGCCGCCAUGAACACUCGUCUAUCACGGAAUAUCUCAAAAAUACUUCGUUUGAUUGCAGAAGGAGGGUCGGUCGCCGAGGAAGUCAUAUCCUCCGUCAGGACGGUCCACGCGUUUGGUGUUCAGGGUGCUCUCGCACAAGUAUACAACAGUUACUUACUCAAGUCUCGCGCCAUUGGGAUGAACACGGCCAUGUGGAUUGGUGUAUGCAUUGCUAUCCUUCUCUUUACUGUUUAUGCUGCCUACGCGUUAGCAUUCUACUUUGGAACAACCCUUUUAAUCUCCGGGGAUUUGAAUGCAGGAACCAUCGUGAACGUAAUUUUCGCUAUCCUGAUUGGCUCCUUUUCUCUCGCCAUCUUGUCCCCGCAAUUACAAGCCAUCGAAGAGGCUUGCGGAGCUGCUGCCAAGCUCUACGCUACCAUCGACCGUGUACCUCCCAUUGACGCGUACAGCGAAGAAGGAUUAAGGCCGGAGACUGUCGUGGGACAACUCGAUCUCGAAGGCAUCCGUUUCAAUUAUCCGUCUAGGCCGACAGUUCCGGUUCUGAAAGGCAUAAAUCUACACUUCAAUGCCGGAAAAACCACGGCAUUGGUCGGAUCUUCUGGCUCUGGAAAGUCGACCCUUAUAGCUCUGGUGGAACGGUUUUAUGAUCCGUCUAGCGGGGUCAUAAAACUGGACGGACGAAACGUGAAGGACCUCAAUAUAAAGUGGCUUCGUUCUCAGAUUGGCUUAGUGUCUCAAGAGCCCACGUUAUUCGAUGCUACUAUAUGGGAAAAUGUCGCCCACGGUUUGAUUAACACGAAAUAUGAGGAUCUUUCAAAGGAAGAGAAAAUGAAGAUAAUCAAGGAGGCUUGCAUUAUGUCCAAUGCUGACUCUUUUAUCUCUAAACUUCCUGAUGGCUAUGAGACGGUUGUAGGAGAACGGGCAAUCCUUCUCUCUGGUGGUCAGAAGCAGCGUAUUGCUAUUGCUCGCGCGAUUGUCUCUGACCCUAAGAUAUUGCUCCUCGACGAAGCCACUAGUGCUCUCGAUACACAAAGCGAAGGUAUCGUUCAAGAUGCAUUGUACAAAGUUGCGGCAGGACGGACAACUAUUACUGUCGCUCACCGUUUAAGCACGAUUAAAGAUGCAGACACUAUAUACGUUAUGGGUGACGGGCUUGUUAUUGAAGAGGGAAAUCACAAUUCACUCUUGAGUAACUCGGAUAGCGCAUACUAUAAGCUGGUUCAGGCACAGAAGAUAAGGGAAGGUGAAGAGAUUGCUACUACUGAAGCCGAUGUGUCCGACAGUAAGACGGUGGACGAGAAGGAGCCAGACGAUUUUGUCCCCCUCGACAGAGUUAAGACUCACCAGUCCGUUGCCAGUCAAGCUCUCGAGCAGCAGAUGAGGGAACAACAAGAGACCCGCAAAAGAAAAUAUUCAAUAUACCAACUCUUCAUGCGGAUGCUCCUUCUUAAUAGAGAGAGCUGGGACAGAAUGAUCAUCGGUGCUGUUGCUGCAAUCAUGAGUGGAGCUAUUUACCCAAGUUAUGGCAUUGUAUUCGCCUAUGCCAUCAGCGGAUUCUCUCAGCCAGAUGACCAUGUAAAACGUCACGAUGGAGAUAGGAACGCUCUAUGGUUGUUCAUAAUAUCCUUGAUUGCAAUCAUGACCACAAUGGCCCAGAACUGGUAUUUCGUUGCGGCGGCAACAACACUUAUGGCACGGCUACGUUUCGCCAUGUUCACCUCCAUCCUGAGGCAAGACAUUAAAUUCUUUGAUGAGGCGGAACACAGUACCGGAAGUCUCGUUUCGAGCCUCAGUGACGAUCCUCAGAAAGUCAACGGGCUAGCGGGUAUGAUUCUCGCAACCCUCCUGCAAUCUAUAUCGACGCUCGUUGUUGGUUAUAUCAUCGGUUUGUCUUUCUCGUGGAAGAUCGGCCUCGUUGGCAUUGCUUGCACCCCGUUAGUUAUUAUCUCUGGGUAUAUCCGACUCCGUGUGGUAGUUGUAAAGGACAAGUACAACAAAAAGGCACACGAGGAAUCGGCUCAAUUGGCGUGUGAAGCCGCGGGCGCCAUUCGAACGGUUGCCUCCUUGACAAGGGAAAAGGAUUGUCUUCACAUGUACAGUCAGAGUUUGGAAAAGCCCCUUCAGCUAUCCAACAAGACAGCGGUCUGGAGCAACAUGAUGUAUGCAUUUGCUCAGUCUGUUUCGUUCUGGGUCAUUGCUCUAGUCUUCUGGUUUGGUUCCAGGCUCGUGUCUGAGUUGGAGAUCACCUCGACGGAGUUCUUCGUUGGUCUGAUGAGUACAACCUUCGCUGCUAUCCAGGCUGGUAACAUAUUCCAGCAUGCUCCUGAUAUGAGUGAGGCAAAAGAGGCUUCGGAGGGAAUCGUUCAGAUAUUCGACAGCAUGCCAGAAAUAGAUGCACAAUCUCCUGAAGGAGAAUCUGUCGAGCGCGAAGAAACUAAAGGUCAUAUCCGUUUUGAAGGCGUUCAUUUCAGAUACCCCACACGGCCCGGAGUCAGGGUUCUCAGGGACUUGAACCUUGAUAUCAAGCAAGGCACUUAUGUGGCUCUCGUCGGCCAGAGUGGAUGUGGUAAAUCGACGACAAUACAGCUAAUAGAACGUUUCUACGACCCCUUAGCAGGCAGAGUAACUCUGGAUGGAAAAGACAUAUCAAAUCUUAAUGUGGCGCAGUAUCGACAGCUUAUUUCGUUGGUAUCUCAAGAGCCGACACUGUAUUCUGGUACGGUCCGCUUCAACGUCCUCCUUGGAGCCAUAAAGCCACGGGAAGAGGUUACAGAAGAAGAGAUAGAAGAAGCUUGCCGCAAAGCCAACAUUUUGGACUUCAUUGACAGCCUUCCCCAGAAAUUUGAGACUGAGGUUGGCGGUAAAGGAUCUCAGCUUUCAGGAGGCCAGAAACAACGUAUCGCCAUUGCUCGUGCUCUUCUUCGAGACCCAAGAGUGCUUUUAUUGGAUGAAGCAACGUCAGCGCUUGACUCGAGCUCAGAAAAGGUCGUCCAGGCUGCGUUGGAUCAAGCCGCCAAAGGCCGGACAACAAUUGCCAUCGCUCAUCGGUUGUCGACGAUUCAGAACGCUGAUUGCAUAUAUUUCAUCAAAGAUGGAGGUGUAAGCGAGUCUGGGACCCAUGACCAACUGAUUGCACAAAAGGGAGACUACUACGAGUUUGUGCAGAUGCAAGCACUGAGCAAGAAGGAUUGAGAAGCUCCCUGUAUUAUUAUGUUACCAUCAGAGGACGGUGUGUAUUGUGUGCUCGUGGAGGUCUUGUUCUUGUAUACCGCUUGAUUAGUUUGUAUUACUUGUAUUCAUACAACGGUAGGGAAGUGAUUCCGGGAUCGUUAUCACGAUAUUCCCGAAGUUUAACCACAUGUUCGGGCGUUCUUCCCUUGAUUCCUCCACGGCACCUUGUCAGAUUCGCUCAGGUUCCUAUCCUCGAUCGAACGGUGGCCCUCGACAGGAGGUGGUCGUAGAGUCACGAGACUGGCAUCUCAGUUCGAACGAACACACCUCUUUUUGUCUUUCUUCAACUUCCAUU
Molecule: messenger RNA, 4489 nt
Organism: Guyanagaster necrorhizus
Lineage: Eukaryota; Fungi; Basidiomycota; Agaricomycetes; Agaricales; Physalacriaceae
Product: P-loop containing nucleoside triphosphate hydrolase protein
Exons: 37
Coding region: 184-4155 (1323 amino acids)
Biological process (GO): oligopeptide export from mitochondrion
Cellular component (GO): mitochondrial inner membrane
Molecular function (GO): ATP binding; ABC-type oligopeptide transporter activity; ATP hydrolysis activity
Source: RefSeq, a predicted model, not a curated record